Messenger RNA from Carlito syrichta (Philippine tarsier), 1030 nucleotides. Its product is annotated as ropporin-1. Bases 248 to 886 code for a protein of 212 amino acids. The record is from RefSeq and is a predicted model, not a curated record. Lineage: Eukaryota; Metazoa; Chordata; Mammalia; Primates; Tarsiidae. The transcript is spliced from 6 exons.
CCCGCGGUGACCAGGCCGCGGAGCCCAUUUCCCGGUUGCCCGGCGAAGGCGGAGCGCUAACAAAGCCCGGUCGCGCCCCGCCGGGGCUGCCCUCCCCGGCUCCUUUCCCGCCUAGAUUCUGCUGCUCUCCCUCUCCAACGGUGCGAGGCACUGGAUCUCUCCUCACACCUCCCUCCUGAGGCCAGGUGCCAGGUGUCGCCUGAAGCCAGACAGCGCGUUUAGGAGCGAGCCCGAGGCCAACCAAUCAAUGCCUCAGACAGAUAAGCAAAUAUGCAUCCCGCCGGAGCUGCCAGAGUUGCUGAAGCAGUUUACCAAAGACGCCAUUCGGACGCAGCCACAGGACCUCAUCCAGUGGGCUUGCGAUUAUUUUGGGGCGAUGGCCCGUGGAGAGAUUCUUCCAGUGAGAGAGCCGUCUGAGCGAGUCACUUUGUCCAACUGGGCAGAGCUAACACCUGAACUGUUAAAGAUCCUGCAUUCUCGGGUUGCUGGCAGGCUGAUCAUCCAUGCAGAGGAGCUGGCCCAGAUGUGGAAGGUGCUGAAUCUCCCAAAAGAUCUGUUUAAUAGUGUGAUGAACGUGGGUCGCUUCACCGAGGAGAUCGAAUGGCUGAAGUUUUUAGCCCUUGCUUGCAGCUGUCUUGGAGUUACCAUUGCCAAAACUCUCAAGAUAGUGUGUGAGGUUUUAUCUUGUGACCAUGACAGUGGGCCUGCCCGGAUCCCUUUCAGCACUUUCCAGUUCCUCUACACAUAUAUUGCCGAAAUGGAUGGGGAGAUUUCAGCAUCACACGUCAGCAGAAUGCUAAACUACAUUGAACAGGAAGUAAUUGGUCCUGAUGGUUUAAUCAAAGUGAAUGACUUUACCCAAAACCCCAGGGUUCGGCUGGAAUAAAAGCACAAUUUCGGCAAUUUUAAAGGAAGAUACAGAAAUGGUUGUACUUCAGAAUGACUAAACCCUACAUACCACCCAAAGUCAAUUUUCUUGUACAACUAGUACACACUAAUAAACAAUUAGGCAAACAUAUGAAAUCAGAAA